Molecule: messenger RNA, 2039 nt
Organism: Mangifera indica (mango)
Lineage: Eukaryota; Viridiplantae; Streptophyta; Magnoliopsida; Sapindales; Anacardiaceae
Product: dol-P-Man:Man(6)GlcNAc(2)-PP-Dol alpha-1,2-mannosyltransferase
Exons: 10
Coding region: 153-1850 (565 amino acids)
Biological process (GO): protein N-linked glycosylation
Cellular component (GO): endoplasmic reticulum membrane
Molecular function (GO): alpha-1,2-mannosyltransferase activity
Source: RefSeq, a predicted model, not a curated record
AAAAAUAAAAGCCCAUAUUUUACUUCGGGUCGAAGCAACGGAUUAUUCCACGCCGGAGGAUCCUUUCUUUAGUGAGUCUGCCAAAUCAGUAACCCUCAACUCGCUCUUCAUUUGUCGCUCUCACCGACAGUUAGAAUUCAUUUUGAAGCUCGAUGUCUCUAACGACGCGGCAGAGGCGCUCACAGCCGACUGAUCCCCCGCCAUCAUCGUCCACGUACACGAAGUACGAUAAGCUGAAGAAGGAAUCGGAGGAUAAAGGACUCGGGUGGUUCCUUCCGGUGGUGGCUCUGGGUAUGCUACGCUACAUGAGCGCUACAUCAAACAUCAUUCACGACUGUGACGAGGUUUUCAAUUACUGGGAGCCGCUUCACUACUUGCUUUACAAAUCCGGCUUCCAAACGUGGGAGUACAGUUCUCAGUUUGCUCUUCGAUCAUAUUUAUACCUUCUUUUUCAUGAAUUAGUGGGCCGACCGGCCUCCUGGUUGUUUGCUGAUGAGAAAGUGAGAGUAUUCUAUGCAGUGAGGCUCUUUCUUGGUGCCCUUUCUGUUGUUGCAGAUGCUGUUCUUGUGGUAGCAGUUUCGAGGAAGUAUGGAAAACGUCUGGCCUCAUAUGCUCUUGCGAUGCUGUGCUUAACCAGUGGUUGCUUCUUUGCUAGCACUAGUUUCCUCCCUAGCUCAUUCUCAAUGUAUGCCAUUAGUCUUUCAUCUGGAUUAUUUCUUCUAGACAAACCUGCAAUGGCUGUUGCAAUAUCAGCUGUUGGAGUAAUCCUUGGUUGGCCAUUCUCAAUUUUGGCUUUUCUGCCAGUUGUAUUAUACUCUUUAAUUAGAAGAUUCAAGCAAUCAUGUCUUGCCGGUGCUGUCACCUCUGUUGCCAUUGUUGCACUUUCGGUGUAUGUUGACUACCAUUACUACAGAAAAUGGACAUCAUCUAUACUGAAUUUGCUGGUAUAUAAUGUCGUAGGAGGUGGUGAGAGCCAUUUAUAUGGAACUGAAGGGCCUCUCUAUUAUUUGAGAAAUGGGUUUAAUAAUUUUAACUUUUGUUUUAUUCUUGCUUUGCUUUUCCUGGCAAUUUUGCCGAUCGCAAGGAAAAAGUAUGCCCCAGAUCUGCUGAUUGUGGUCUCACCUUUUUAUAUUUGGUUGGCAUUUAUGUCAAUGCAACCACACAAGGAAGAAAGGUUCCUUUAUCCAGUAUACCCACUUGUUUGUGUUGCUGCUUCAGCUGUCAUUGAGAGCUUUCCUGAUCUCUUCCAAGACAAGUAUAAUCCUUAUAAUAAUUCUUGGCUAGUUACGGCAGCAAAAUUUCUUAGGCCUUUGGCUCUUAGUCUCAUAUUAUGUGCCUCCCACUCCCGUACAUUUUCACUGAUUAAUGGUUAUGCUGCUCCAAUGGAGGUAUACAAGAUUUUGGAGCACCAUGAUGAUGCAGACCCAGGUUCUGUAGUUUGUGUUGGAAGUGAAUGGCACCGUUAUCCUUCUUCAUUUUUCAUUCCUAAUUUUGUUAGUGAAGUUCGAUGGAUUGAUGAUGGAUUCCGAGGGCUACUUCCACUCCCUUUCAACUCUACCUUGGGUGGGACUUCUGCAGCACCACCAUAUUUUAACAAUAAGAACAAGGCAUCACCUGAGCAAUAUCUCCAUGAUCUUGAUGCGUGUACUUUCCUUGUUGAGCUGGAGCUUAGUCGACCUUUUGCAUAUCGUGGUAGUGACUUGUCAAAAUGGGAGCCAAUUGCAGUACUGCCGUACCUGGACAGGGAGAUGUCACCUCCCUUAUAUCGAUCAUUUUUCAUACCAUAUAUGUGGCAGCAGAGGAAUGCUUUUGGCAAGUAUAAGCUGCUUAAACGAAUACCCAAUGCUUAAUUGUAAUCGCGAUGCCCCUCAUCGAUUAGUAUGAUCAUCUUUCUACUCAAUUUUGUCAUUCACCUAAUGAUCGACUUAGUGAUGAGUUUUGUUGUGAUGGUGUGAUAAUCGAACAGUUCAUAGAUGUAACCAAAUGCUGCUCUCUUACUCUUUUUCUCGAUCAGGUACUUCAAAUAGCUGCUUUAACCA